UUCUAGAUGCAGAGAGGCUGGGAGGGCAAGAUGCGGGCGGCACUCUGCUUGCUGCUACUCGCUGCCUGCGUCUGUGCUGACGACAGCGAAGACAGGCAUUCCAAGCUCCCAUACGUCGCCGAUGCUGUGGGAAACACUCUACCUCCACCAUCAAAUCUGCCAGCAACAGUUGGCAGCCCAGUAAACUUGCUCACGCCUGACCGCUAUGAAUUUUACACUUUUGACGAGUCUGGGGAACUAGUCAAGAGACUGAUGACUUUGGAAGAAAUACAAGCCAUUGUUGCAGCAGGUGAAGAGACUGAAGGCUUAGUGACAUUUGCCAAUGACAACCAGCCUACUAUAGCCUUCAACUUUAGUCAACCACCAUAUACAAAAGUACACAGUGUCGUCACCAACGUUCAAAAUGUACUAAAAGCACAAAUGGAAGCUCACAAAAACAAACCCCUUACACAACCUACACUUGAUACACCUGAUGUUUCGGAUUCUUGGAGUCUGAUUUUACCUUCUAUUUUCGGGAACACAGGAGUCGACAUAGUCCCAGAUAAAACUUCAGGGGGCUUCACAACUCCUGAAACAGAGACUAUUGAAAUAGAUAGACCAGUGAACGAUAAUUUGUUAAGCAAAGAAGGUAAUACUCACAUUACUAGUAGUUCUAGCACUGCUAUAAAUGAACUGAAGGAAAUAUCCAUUACGGAAAAAAUAUCUACUACUGAAGAAGUCCGAACAAAUCCUAUUACGACCACUUCAACAACUAGUACGACUACUACUACUACAACUACACAAAAGCCAACAAUUGUAACAACAACUGCACCGAAAUCUACACAAAAACAGCCAAUUACCACAAUUACAGCCAAACCUUGGUCAUCUACAAGUGCGACGAAACAAACUAGUACAACUAAACCAACAAGUAAGCUAUCUACAACAGCAAGACCUCGCACUACAACUACGAAUCAACCUCGCUCCACUACUACUAUAAAACCACGUAUUACUACAUCUAUCAAACCAACCACUAAAGCUAAUAUAAGAACAACGGCAAAACCUACAGCAAUUACAAAGAAACAAGUAUUGACCACGCAGAAAAAUAAUGAACAAAAUUACACAAGAGUUCAAGUCCAAACACUUUCUAACACCAUUCCUACAACAGAAAAAAGCUCCAUUCAUUAUGAAAAAAUAAGUACUUUCAUUCCUAUUUCCACAGCAACUUAUAUCACAGAAAGGACGACAGUAAAAUCUGUUCCUGUGCAAACUACAAGAACAACGGUUGCAUCUACAACUAAAAGAGCUGUUUCAUCUACGACUAAAUCUCCACCUUCUUCUGCAUCUGUAAAGAUUCCGCCAACUGUUUCUACUACACGUAAGCCCUUCGUUAGUACUGUCGGGUAUGUUUCGUCAACACCGAAGACGGAUAACUUUGAGAAAUUAAAUGUAACUACAAUAACUACUCAAUCCAUAUUUCCGCCAACAAUAGUGUCAUCGACUGAGCAUAUUUCUUUAGCGCACCUUGAAGACAAGUCUACUACAGAAAAAAACAACAAUGAAUCUGAUCCACCAAUAUUUGACGUAGCUCAAAGUAUAAGUCAAAUAGCGUCAGAUCUUGGUAACUAUCGCCCAAAUCCAACUACAAGUGAUCUUCUAGAUACCACACGGUUUACUGAGAUGAACUUAGAAAGUAAAGAAAAUAUAGAGAUCGAUAUACCCACAGAUAGUGAAAAAGACACGGACAUAAAAACUUCCAGUACCACUGAAAAAAACACUGAUAAUUUUGUAAAGAUAUCUACAUUAGAACCACACCAAACUGAUCAAAGAGUCACAGAUGUAAAAGAAAUACCGAAAACGGAUAAUAUAAUUUCUUCUUCGACAACAGAAAAGAUGGUACUAUCUACUAGCGAGUCAAUAACCACCACAAUAGAUCCUGUUCUGUCAGAAUCAAUGGAUGAUUUAUUGUCCCAAAUAGUGAAUGAAGCUCCACAGAAUAUCAUGGAGACAGAGACAAGUACAGCAAUAGUGUAUAAAGAAACCUCUGAAACGACUAAAGAAAAACUGCAAAUAACAACUAAAACCCCAGAGAAUAAAACGGAGAAAAAUGAAAUUACUACUAAAGUUCCAUUAAAACUAGUCGAAGAGUCAACAAAGAUUUCAGAGCAGAAACCAGACCAAAAAAACGUUACAACCAAUAUCUUAGAUAACAACAUACCCGCAGUCGAUACUAGAAAGAAAGAAGAGAUCACUAUAAACAAAGAUCAUGCGAGUCUUAAAGAAGAAGAUAAAAGUGAACCUAAUAAAAAAGAACAACAAAACUAUAAUAAAGUAUCACUUGCACCCAGUAAAAAUAAUGAAAAGGUUAAGCCAACUACAACUAUCUCGAAUAACGAAAAAAUAGUAGAGGAAACCAAAGGUAACGAAAGCGACAUCAAAACAAUUAAAAAAGACAUACCGGAAAAGGAAACAAAGAAGCCAAAUUACGUAUCUAGCCAAGAUAAAGAUGCCAAAACAACCACCACUACACAGUCUCCAAAAUUGGUAUCGGCUACUGAGGAAACUUUAAUUGCUUCAAAAAAACCUGAUAACGUGUUAUCACAGCCAGCUAUUAAUAAAGUAGGUUCAAUUAUUAACGAAAAAGAAAAAAAUGUCGCAGAAGAACUAAUACCAAAAAUUGAUGAAUUCAAAAAGAAAAUUCAAAAGGUGAAUAUUGAUGAUAAGGAACUUGCAAAUGAACGAAAUAAUUCAUGGAAACUAAUCUCAACCGUUUCACCACCAAAAGCCAAUGAAAUUCCAAAAGAUAGACUAAAAACUGACAGCCAAGAUAACGCAAACGAUAAAGACAUUUUGUUAGAAUUUUCGAAAGAGAAUCAAGGUUUAGAGGUCACUACAAAAAAUUUGGGAGAAGAUAUUGCUCAAUUCACAGAGCUAUGUAAUGAGCUCGCUUUUAGAUACUGGCACACAAUGAUUGAAACUAUUGAUAAGAAGAGAAGUUUUGUAUUAUCACCUUAUUCUAUAACGUCUAUGUUGGCCAUGAUGUUCAUGGGAGCCAGAGGAGCAACGUCAGGAGAAAUGAACGAAAUACUGAAGCUAGACGACAUGGUUACUUUUAACCCACAUUUCACUUUGAAAAAUAUUUCUGACUCGAUAGAAACUACUUCAGAGUCUGGAAUUAUUGUGUCUGCUUUUAUUAGAGAACUUUUUAGUGACAGAAGCAGAGGAAAAAUUUUAACCUUUUAUAAAGAGCGAGCUCAGCACUUUUACAAUGGUCAUGUUGAAGAAGUAAACUUUAAAUUGAUAAGUGACAUUAUACGCCGAAGGACAAACUUGUUGGUUAAAAGGUACACAUGGGGUCGAAUUGUCGAGUACAUGAAAUCUAAUUCAAUCAUUAUGCAGCCACCAUUAGCAGCCUUUUCUGCAAAUAUUUUCCAGACUGACUGCUCGGGAUCGACGGUAGAAGGAAGGGAUGGAGAAAUGUACUUCGUGGUGUCGCCGAAUGUGCGACAACGGCGAUUGGUGCCUGUUCCUGCAGUGGUAUACCGAACCGGUUUUCUAGCUGGUUACGACCCAGCUCUCGAUGCUACUGCUGCGGCUCUAGGCAACUCAAAUUCAAUUAUAAGUACACUCUUUGUUAUGCCUGGUCAACAAGGAAAUAUAGUUCAUGCUGACGACUUAGAAGCUUUGGAGAAAAGACUUUUAGAUUCCAAUCCAACUACACCAGCCUGGAAUCGUCUACUGCGUACGUUACUUCCACGUAUCGGUUUAGAGUUGCAAAUUCCAAGAUUUUCACACAAAUCUAUCUUCAAUAUUUCAUCAACUUUGAAACAGAUGGGUCUCAAAGACUUAUUUGAUGCGGAUCAUGCUGACUUGGGUGGAUUGAAUGGCCCCUCUAAAGAUCUUCAUUUGUCAGAUAUGAUUCAGAUGACGACGUUUGUAACUUGCGGUGAAGGUAUCAUUGGGGAGCAACAUCACAUUGAAGAAUACCCAGAGAAUCUGGAAGAAAGACAAAAAAGGCGAACUUCGCGAUGGAUUAACGACUGGGAUGAGCCGAGGGAUUAUCAGCGAGCAUUUCACGAUCCACAUGACGUCGGCGAAGCCAUGCGAUUGCCACUGCAUCUGCGGCCAAGACAAGCUCGUCUACCGGCAAGGAAUGCUCAACCUGCUAGAUUAAAGUUUGAUCGUCCUUUCCUUUACUUCGUUAGGCACAAUCCUUCUGGCAUGAUAUUAUACGUUGGCCGAUACAAUCCCCGGCUCUUGCCUUGAAGGAAUUAAGAAAAGACUGUUAGUUUAGUAUAAAUUUACAAUCCUAAAAGGAAAGUGAUAAGGAAAUACUGGCGCGUGUGAUACACAAGUGUUGUUAAUCGAUGAGCAUUUACGUGACAGUAUUAUUUAUAAGCGUAUUGGUACGCAGUUUACCGACAGUACAAUUAAUAUAAUAGGGUCUGCGUGCCACCGUCUAAAUUCAUAUCAAGUGUGUAUCUAUAGGAGUGUUAUUGUUAUGUGUUAUAGAUAAUUUUUUUGCAUUAAAAAAGCCCAAAUAUUAUGUGAUAUCUUGAACAUGACUGAAAAGUCUGUUCUUGGUACAAUUAAAAACAAAUCAAUGUAUAAUUUUUGGGGUUUUUUAUGAGCGUAGCGAUCAUUCCAUAAUACGUAAAUUUUAAUUAGAAUAA
This is a messenger RNA of Hyposmocoma kahamanoa, 4649 nucleotides long. Its product is annotated as mucin-5AC. NCBI's taxonomy places the organism in Eukaryota, Metazoa, Arthropoda, Insecta, Lepidoptera, Cosmopterigidae. Gene Ontology annotation, molecular function: serine-type endopeptidase inhibitor activity. The transcript is spliced from 3 exons. The coding region runs from base 7 to 4242 and encodes 1411 amino acids. The record is from RefSeq and is a predicted model, not a curated record.